Scylla paramamosain (green mud crab) is the source of this 6706-nucleotide messenger RNA. RefSeq names its product gastrula zinc finger protein XlCGF52.1-like. Gene Ontology annotation, biological process: regulation of transcription by RNA polymerase II. Gene Ontology annotation, molecular function: DNA-binding transcription factor activity; RNA polymerase II cis-regulatory region sequence-specific DNA binding. The record is from RefSeq and is a predicted model, not a curated record. Lineage: Eukaryota; Metazoa; Arthropoda; Malacostraca; Decapoda; Portunidae. The coding region runs from base 1365 to 1925 and encodes 186 amino acids. The transcript has 4 exons.
AAAGACACCAUUAUUGUUUUGGUACAAGCUAGAGUAGGAUUUUCUUUCACAUUGUUGCCUCUCCUGGGAUAAUUAAGGGGCUGCUACCUGUGCUUAGGGUACCCGCAGUGCCAGGGACGCCUCACCUGUGCCCUUAUGCCCCCAGGGAGAGGAAAGAAGGAGGAAUAACAGUGAAAAAUGCGGUUAUAUACGAUACCUGACAACUCGAAAAGACCCCACUGACUUCCACCAAGCAAACGAGAGUGCCGGGCUGCCCACACCACUGCGGCACUCCCUGGGGCUGCAGAGUGCCACCACAGACUAACUGGCACUCACAACACCACUGACUGGGUUGGCCGUGCUGGGUGACAGUUUGAGGGAAGAGACUUUGUGAGUUUUGUGGUUCGUGUGGAGAAGGAAGAGGAGAAGUGUUGGUGGAAUGUAGAGAAGAAGAAGAAGAAAAAGAAGGGCAGGUAUUGUUUGAAGGAAAGAAGUGUUAUUUUUGUUAUUUUGAAAAGUGCGUAAGAUUUUGUGGUUGGUGUAAAGACGAGAAAAAAGAAGAAGAGGAAGAGGAACUAUUUGAACUAAAAAGAGAUACUGUGCUUGAUUUAGGGAAGAAGAAAUAAUUUAGGUUUGUCUUGUUGUAAAGGGAUCUUGUUUAUUUAAGGUUUUGUCUGUAGAGAAGGAGAAGAAGAAAAGAUAUUUGUGAAAAGUGAAAAUAUUUAUUGUGAAAAGAUUAUUGUUUCCUUAAGAUUUUUGAUGCAGAUAUUAUUGGAAGUAGAAAACAGCAAGAAGAAAAGACACUGAAUAAAAAGAAGCAUAGAAAAGAAUAAUUAAAGGGAUGAGAGAAAGACUGAAAGGAAACAGAGAGAGAUAAAGUGUUUUCAAUAAUUAGAAAGAGAAAGAAAGGCAAGUGACAAGAGAGAUUAAAGGAGGGAAAUACAGAAAACUGGAGGAAAGACUGAAAGAAAGGAAGGAAUAAUAAGAAGUUUACAAAGACUGACAGAAGAGGAGAACAAGGAACUAAAAGAAAGAAAAAAAAAAAAAAAAGCACACAAACCAAACAGGAGAGACAAAAAAAAGUGUGUGCAUUUGUGUGUAUGGGAGACAGCAGUAGAGAAAGAGAGAGAGACAUCUAGCGUGCAUCAGAAGUAAAAGAAAGACAAAGAAAAUAAAACUGCAAAAAAAAAACAAAAAAAGACAAAAAAAAGUGAGAGAGAGAGAAAGAGAGAAUUUAGGUACAUAUUGUGGUAAAGAAAACAAGAAAACUGCAUAAAACUAUAAGAAAGACAAAGAAAAGUGUGUGUGGGCGUGCGUGUGUGUGUGAGAGAAAGAAAGAGAGAGAGGGAGGACAUCAGGAGUGCAUGCGGUGUUAGUGAGACAGCAUGGAGAGUAUAUCGGAGGCUGGCGACGAGGUGAGGGACGAGCCCUUCAGCUGCCCGGAGUGCCACAAGAGCCACAGUGCGCGGUACCUGCUGGUGCGACAUCUGAAGGUGCAUGCCAAGGUGAAGCCGUUCCAGUGCACCGAAUGUAACAAGAGCUUCGUGCACAAACACAGCCUGAAGCUCCACAUCCGCAGCCACACGGGGGAGAGGCCGCACCAGUGCUCCCUGUGCCUCAAGUCCUUCCCGACGCGCAACAGGCUGCAGAAACACUUCAUCGUGCACACCAAGGAGAAGCCGUUCCAGUGCCCGGAGUGCGUCAAGUCCUUCGUGAGCAAGGACGGCCUCAAGGUUCACAUGCGCAGCCACACCGGGGAGAAGCCGUACCAGUGUCCCGAGUGCAACAAGCUGUUCGUGCGCCGCAACACCCUCAACAUCCACCUCCGCAGCCACACCGGCGAGAAACCUUACAAGUGCUCCGUGUGCCUCAAGUGUUUCACCACCAGCGGCAGCCGUCACAAACACAUGAAGGUGCACACGGGGGAGAAGGCCUUCCAGUGUUAGCGCCGCUGCCCCCCACCUGCACCCACUCCUGAUCCCUCUCCCUCUCGUCCAGCACCCACACGCCCCUGCCACUCACUCAUGUCCCCCUCUCGUCUCCUUGUCUCCUCCUCCUCCUCCUCCUCCUCCUCCUCCUCCUCCUCCUCCUCCUCCUCCUCCUCCUCCUCCUCCUCCUGCUGCCCCAAUGUUGUCCUCUGCUACCUACUCAUGUCUAUCUCUCAUCAUUCUUCUUCCGCCUGCUUCUAAUGCUGUCUUCUUCUUCUUCUUCUUCUUCUUCUUCUUCUCUUCCAUUUGUCUUAUUUUUGUCUGGUUUUGUUUUCUUUUCUUAUCCUUUUGUUUGUUUUGUUUCUCUCUCUCUCUCUCUCUCUCUCUCUCUCUCUCUCUCUCUCUCUCUCUCUCUCUCUCUCUCUCUCUCUCUCUCUCUCUCUCUCUCUCUCUACCAUUCCCCUCCCCCCAGUACCACUCCCACAGACCGCCACCUCUCUCUGACUGGUGGAGGUGUCGACCAAUCAGAGGCUCUCGUUUCCGUGUUGGCCAAUAGAGGAGCUGCGUUAGGUUAGGUUCAUGUACUAGUGUGGCCGACAGACAGACAGACGGAUGGACACUGCCUUGGGGGCCCCUCAGGUGUCUGUUUGUGUGUGUGUGUGUGUGUGUGUGUGUGUGUGUGUGUGUUUGUAUGUGUGUGUGUAACAGGGUAACCAUAUAAUGCAAUAUAGAAGGAGGAGAGGGAGAAAGAAGGAAUGAAAGAAGAAGAGAGAGAAAUAUAAGAAGAGAAGAGGAAGGAAGGAAGGAAGAAGAGGAGAAAAGAAUUAUUGUAUUGUUAUAAGAUGUAAUAGAAGAGGAGAGAAGAAGAAAAAACAGAGACAAAUCAGAAGAAAAGAAAGAGAAUCAGAAGAGAAAAGAGAGAAAGAAAGCAGAAAAGGAGAAAGAGAGAGAGAGAAAGAUAGAAUUACGUAUAGAGGAAGUUACCCAAUGUAUGUACGUACGUAUGCGCGAAUAUACAGAAUGAACACCAACACAAAUAAAACCCAGAACAGAAAAGAAAGAAAAAAAAGAGAAAAAAAAAAGAAAAAAAAAAUCGGAUUCGUUUUUUUUAAUCAAGCUAAUAUUUUGUUCACCCAAAUCUUUCACCGUUGCUUUGAAUCUCACAUUCUUUACACCCUAAGACACUGUACAAGGUUAGUAGGGGGAGGUAUGGGUGGUGAUGGGGUGUAAGGAAGGGGCAAUGAUGGGCGCAAGAUUACUGUGUGUGUGCAUGAGUGUGUGUGUGUGUGUCUUAGGACGAUGGUAAAGGAUUAGGAAGCAGCAGUUGAAAGAUAAAUUAAUGAUAUGUGAAUGUGUGUUUGAAAGGACUGGGGAGGUUUAAACAAGAACUUGGAAAAUGAUGAAGGUAAAUGAUUAAUAAAAGAUGCUGCAAGGGAGGAGAAAGGAUAAUGUUGAGUGUUAUGAAGGGAUAGGUUAGUAAAUAGAGAAGUGGAGGAGGAGGGAUGUGGUGAGUGUAACGAGAGAGAAAGAAAGGAAGGAGAAUAUAAUGUUGAAGAUGAUAAAAGGCAAAGAUGAUGAAGGAAGUGAAGAAUGAAUAAAGUGACAGAAAAUGAUGGAAAAAGAAAGAAAACAGUUGGAAAGGAAUAAAUAAGAAGAAAUUAAAGUAAAUGGUGAAAAAUUAUGACAAAAAAAGCAAGAAUGAAAAAUAAAAAAAAAGACUAAACAAGAAUAAACUAUAAAUAUUAGGAUUUAAUUAUGAUAAAAGAUUAAAUAAAGUGAAAAUUGAAAGAAAUGAAAGAAAAAAAAAAAGAGAAUAACACAAAAGAAUGCAUGAAGGAAGGAGGAACAAGAAAAUAAUACAAAGAAAGACAUGGUAAGGAAACAGAUGAAGGAAGGAAGGAAGGAAGGAGGAAGAAGAAAGAAAAAUAAAUGAAUAUGAGAAGAAAACCAAUGAAGAAUGUCUAUGGGAAGGAAAGAAUGAUAAAAGAAAGAAGAAGAGAAAGAGAGAACAAUAAACUUUGGGAAAUAAGAAAGUAGAGAAUAAGUGAGAAUUGUAAAUAUAGGAUAAAAAGAGAAAUAGUAAAAUUAUCUUAUUGGAGAGAGAGAGAGAGAGAGAGAGAGAGAGAGAGAGAGAGAGAGAGAGAGAGAGAGAGAGAGAGAGAGAGAGAGCAAUAUAGUCAAAGAUAUAGCCAAAAAUAGACACACGUACAUACCGAGUCAUAAAAUUGAAAAGAAAAGAAAAGAAAUUGCGAAAAGAAAAUAACGAAAGUAAAGAAAGGAACAAAAAAACACACUUCAUAUUUUAUCAUUGAGAGAAAGAGAGAGAGAGGGAAGAAAAGUGAUAAGAGAGAGAGAGAGAGAAAGGAAAAAAACAAUUGAAGAAAGAGAGGGAAGAAAAGGAAUAAAGAAAGAGAAGAAAAAAUAACAAACAAACAGAGAGAGAGAGAGAGAAGGAAGAAAAAAUAUGCUGAUGUGAAUAUAUAGCCCCCCCUUCCCCUGGUGACCUGAGGGUGGGGGCGUGACCAGCUGGUGACCCGAUGUGACCUGAGGUGCUGCCACGAGACCGGAGUGAGGCUGGGAGGAGUGUAGUGUGUCACAGUGUGUGGGGGCAGCUGUCACCCUUGCCACACCCCAGCCACACCCUGCCACCACACCUCACCACCACACCCUGCUACCACACCCCACCCUACCCUGGCAAGAGUACCCAUCAGCCAGUACCUCCACACCACUGCAUCAGCAAUCCUCCAGUCAGACACCAGCCAUAUGUCCAGCCUCUCACUCCCCUGGGCAGCCUCUCACUCCUCUUGGCCAGACAGCACAGGAGAGAAACAGGAGGUGCUCUCUCUCUUCCCCCUCUUGUAUUUACCGAUACUUCACUGAGAUAUGCUAAAGGUUACUCAUUGUUUUGUUGAUACUGUGAACUGCCCUUGCCUCAAACCUGCCCUGUGUGUGUGUGUGUGUGUGUGUGUGUGUGUGUGUGUGUGUGUGAGGCAUAAGCUACCUCUUUAGUUAUUAUCAGGUCAAAUCAGUAUGGUAUUAAGUUAGGUUUUCUCAAUAGUUUCUUUAAGCUUUGUUCUCUCUGUCUCUCUCUCUCUCUUCCUUCCUUCUCUGGUGUUCCCCAAGUGGUUUGCUGCCUCCUCUGUCUGUGAGGCAAACCAGGAAGAGUAGAUUUUGGUGACUUCAUUGUUCUUGGUGGUGUUUUGCAAGGUGACUAUUGACGACUCCCUGACCUCCUUCUUGACUCACUCGAUGCCUUGGUUUCUGUGCUGUCUUGACGUUUUAUUUGCCUUUUUUUACGUAACUGAUGCUUUUGUUUUAAUUUAUCUUGAUGUGAAAUGAUGCUACGUUUUUUAUCUGCUUGGUGACGUGGUGACUCGGAAAGGAUUAAAGUUAUGUUCUCAGCUUGUAAAUUCUCGAGGAAACUUGUUAUGUGUCCAAGAAGUGUGUCCUUAUAUUUGUUAACAGCCUAUAGAGUCUAUGUUAUGUUCUCAGCUCACAAACUCUCCAUCUGGCUUGUUUCCACACAAAGAAUUGUUUUUUUUUUUAUCUUUUGUGGUCAGGAAUUCUAUAAUUUGUUUUUUCAGCUUUAAACUCCCCUGCUGGCUUGUUUCCACUCCAAAAACUGUUUCAUUUAUCUUGUUUCUUGGUCAGGAGGUCUAUCAAUCAUUUUCCCAUCUCAUAAAUAUUCCAGCCAACUCUCAGCCUAACAAGAUGCCCAAGAUGUCUGUUAUUUCACUUCUCACCCAAUAAACACCUCAACUCACUUUUAUACAUCCAAGAAUCAUUUUAUUUAUCAUAUUUUGAGGUCAGGAAUAUGUAUCAGUUAUUUUCCCAGCUCAAAUAUUCCAGCUAACUUUUUUCCCAGCCUGACAAGAUGCCCAAGAUGUCUAUCACUUCACUUCUCAGUCCAUAAACACCCCAGUUAACUUUUACGCACCCAAGAAUCAUUUAAUUUAUCGUAUUUUGAGGUCAAGAAUUUUAUCAGUUAUUUUCCCAGCUCAUAAAUAUUUCCACUGUCACAAGUAUCCCAAGAUGUCUGUCACUUCACUUUUAAGACCACAAACACCCCAGUGAUCUUUUUAUGCACCCAAGAAGUGUUUAAUCUUUUACUUAAGCCCACAAAAUCACACACACCAUGCAGGACCUCAUAGCCAACAGACGUACAGACGGACAGACACGAGGGACCCCCAAUGUCGCAUGUUCAAAGCCAGUUUUUCUAUUACUUUAAUGUACACGUAAGGAAAUGUCGCUGUCACCCCCCCCCCCCCCCCUGAACCCACCCCUGGCCUGCCCUGGACUGAUUAGCCUCCUGUGUGUGUGUGUGUAUGUGUAUGUGUGGUAGUCCUAAGGAAAUACUGAUGCAAAACUAUUGUGUGUAUGUGUGUGUGUGUGUUUUAUUGUUAUUGUAAGGAACCCAAAACUGAUGCAAGAUUACUGUGUGUGUGUGUGUGUGUGUGUUCGUGUUGAAGGACAGUCUCUCGGCAGCCUUAGGCAUAGAAAACGUACGGUAGGAAGAUUGUUUUGUGCGUACUGUAGAUUAAGACAAAAAAGUAAGUUUUAUGUCUUUUGUUACAAUGUACUGCUACUACUACUACUACUACUACUACUACUACUACUACUGGUGUCCUAGAUAUAAUAUGCAUUAGUGUGUGUGUGUGUGUGUGUGUGUGUGUGAGGCGGGGAAGGGAGGAGCCGAGUGACCCAAUAUUCCAUGACUUUUUGGUGUUUUGUUUACCAUUAUGAUGUACGUAUAGUAGCUGUGGUCGCUGUAUUUUUUUCCUAAUAAAAAUUUCUUUUGC